This is a messenger RNA of Prorocentrum cordatum, 390 nucleotides long. The record is from the annotation of a GenBank genome assembly. Lineage: Eukaryota; Dinophyceae; Prorocentrales; Prorocentraceae.
AUGGCGUUUCUCAAGGGAUGGGCGCAUCCGGCUUUGGUUCCAGCUGCUCUUGCAGAGAGACUGAAGAGGCCAGCGAUGACGAAGACGAUCAGGUGGUCGCCGUGUCGAGCUCCCCCGCUUCGUCGACGCUGCAGGGGCAGGAACUCCUCCAAGCCGCUGAACGGGGCGACGGCGAGCGAGUCGAGGCCUUGCUUGCGCGAGGCGCCCAGCUCGGGUCCUCGGCCCGCUUCGGCCAGAACCCUCUGCUCGUCGCGGCCGCCCGCGGCCAUGUGGACGUCGUGGCAGUGCUCGUGGGGCGCCGCGCGCGCAUUGAUGUGCGGGACGCCCACGGCAGCGAUGCCGUUGGAUCUGGACGCCAAGCAGAUGAUGAGCCAUUUCGACCGCCUCCAG